Chaetura pelagica (chimney swift) is the source of this 1626-nucleotide messenger RNA. It is a transcript of the gene ACRBP, whose product is annotated as acrosin binding protein. NCBI's taxonomy places the organism in Eukaryota, Metazoa, Chordata, Aves, Apodiformes, Apodidae. Bases 1 to 1626 code for a protein of 541 amino acids. The transcript has 10 exons. Gene Ontology annotation, molecular function: protein binding. Gene Ontology annotation, cellular component: acrosomal vesicle; nucleus. The record is from RefSeq and is a predicted model, not a curated record.
AUGGAUGGGGAGCAGUUUGAAGCCCCCAUAACCCAAGAGGAGGUGGUCAGUGACCUGCUACACCACUCAGAUACACACAAGUCUAUGGGGCUGGAUGGCACAUACCCAAGGGUACUCAGGGAGCUGGCAAAAGUGCUCAUCAAGACACUUUCCAUCAAUUACCAGCAGUCCUGGGUAACUGGCAAGGUCCCAAUUGACUGGAGAUUGGCCAAUGUGACAUCCAUCUACAAGAAGGGCUGCAAGGAGGAUCCAGGGAACCACAGGAGGGUGAAGCACAACCUGCCUCCUCCCACAGGACUGCUGACCUUGCUGGUGUCCUCUGCUGCUGCACCUCUGUUGCUGCCUGUUCCGGGCACCCCUCUGACAAACUACGAGUACAAGAUCUUCUUUGCUGCCCUGAAGAGAGGGAAGAAGGUGGAGAUGACCUGCCAGCUGCGCCAGGCACAGGGCUGCCUCCACCCCACCAUCGUGCAGCUGGACCAGGAUGAGAACCACGGAGCCAUCCCAGAAGGGCCAGUCUGCUCUGCCCUCCCAGAGGCCCCUCGGUUCCGCUCCUUCUGCCUGUUUGCCCAGUACCGCUGCCUCAAGCGCCGCUUCUACGUCAAGCGAAUCCCGUGUUCAAGUGUGUACCCUCGUGCUUUGGGCCGGGCAAAGGACAGACGCUCCUCUGUGGAAGAAGCCACGACAGAGGCACCAAGCUCCCUAGAGCUGCCUGAGCUUCAAGAAACCCCUAGCCCCUCGACUCCUGAGCUGGAAUCCCCUGACCAGGCCAAGCAAGACUGGGCACAACGCCUGCAUAACAGCGUCUGGCAUCUGGUCCACUGGACCUUCUCCUUGGAGGCAUCCACGGCCACUGAGGUCUCUUCUCCGGCCCCUGACACCAAGGCAGAAGCAAAGAACACAUCAGCCAGCCCCAAGGUGGAGGUGAAGGAAGCAAUCCCCCGUGGCAGCCUUUUAGCCCUGAAGAACGCUGAGGCCGUGAUGAUCCUGUGCUAUGAGCUGCUGGAGGGAAACUGCCUCACGUCGUUGCUCACAGAGCUCUGGAAGGAGAUAGAAGCAAAGAUCCUUGGCUUUGGAAACGAGGUGUGUGACAACCUGGGGCGGCGCCACAUGGACCUGUGCCCCAACUGCGCCUUCUGCUCCCUGAAGAGGGAGCAGUGCCAGAACACCCGGAGCCUGCACCGCGACCGCUGCAAGGCAGGCAGCUUCAUCACCUACAUCAACCCUCAGAUCCUGGCCCAGCGAGGAGGCAACAUGACCAGCUCCGCGGGGAUCUCCGAGCACUUGGGCAUGGAGUUUUUUGGAGGGCUGAGGAUGGAGUACUGGUGUGGCCGGAUGGCCACCCAUGGCUGUAACGACCCUCUUGUGGCCCUCUGGCUGAAGGCAGAGGAUGCCACCUUCCACGACGGAGAUCGCGCCGAACCGGUCUGCGACUCAGAUGGAAUCCAGCACCCCAACUACUGCGCGUUCAAGAGCCACCAGUGCCUGCAGAAGAACCUCUACAACCAGAAGGUGACUCGCCACAGCUGCAACAGAAACGAGAUGCACCAGGUGCUGACUGAGCAGGAGGGAGAGAACGAGACGCGGAUGUGGCACAAGAGGUUCCUCCGCCUCAUCCAUGGGUGA